Messenger RNA from Pyrgilauda ruficollis (rufous-necked snowfinch), 1749 nucleotides. RefSeq names its product pyruvate dehydrogenase E1 subunit beta (gene PDHB). Gene Ontology annotation, molecular function: pyruvate dehydrogenase (acetyl-transferring) activity. The coding region runs from base 39 to 1151 and encodes 370 amino acids. The record is from RefSeq and is a predicted model, not a curated record. The transcript is spliced from 9 exons. Lineage: Eukaryota; Metazoa; Chordata; Aves; Passeriformes; Passeridae. Gene Ontology annotation, biological process: pyruvate decarboxylation to acetyl-CoA.
CGGGGCCGGGCGGCCCAGGGCGAGAGGACACGGGCAAGAUGGCGGCGGCCCUGCGGCACCUGGCGCUGUGCGCCCGCCUCGCCCCGCGCGGCCGCAGCGCCGGGACCCCGCUCCAGCGGCUCCAGCAGCGCAGGGGCCUCCGCCUCUCCGCGCCCGCCGCCAUACAGGUGACGGUGCGGGACGCGCUGAACCAGGCGCUGGAUGAGGAGCUGGAGCGGGACGAGCGCGUCUUCCUGCUGGGCGAGGAGGUGGCACAGUACGAUGGCGCCUACAAGAUCUCCAGGGGUCUCUGGAAGAAGUACGGGGACAAAAGGGUGAUCGACACCCCGAUAUCCGAGAUGGGCUUUGCAGGAAUCGCUGUCGGUGCUGCUAUGGCAGGGUUGAGACCGGUGUGUGAAUUCAUGACGUUCAACUUCUCCAUGCAAGCGAUCGAUCAGGUGAUCAACUCCGCAGCCAAGAGCUGUUACAUGUCCGCCGGCUCCAUCUCGGUGCCCAUCGUGUUCCGCGGCCCCAACGGCGCCUCGGCGGGCGUGGCCGCCCAGCACUCGCAGUGCUUCGCAGCCUGGUACGGACACUGCCCCGGCCUCAAAGUCGUCAGCCCCUGGAGCUCAGAGGAUGCCAAAGGGCUGCUGAAAGCAUCCAUCCGGGAUGACAAUCCAGUUGUGAUGCUGGAAAGUGAACUACUCUAUGGUGUUCCCUUUGAAAUGUCUGAACAGGCACAGUCAAAGGAAUUUGUUAUUCCCAUUGGGAAAGCUAAAAUAGAAAAGCCAGGAACUCAUGUUACAUUAGUGGCACACUCAAGACCUGUUGGCCAUUGUUUGGAAGCAGCUGCUGUACUUUCUAAAGAAGGUGUAGAGUGUGAGGUCAUAAACCUGCGAACCAUUCGACCGAUGGACAUCGAAACCGUGGAAGCCAGCGUGGUCAAGACAAACCAUCUGGUAACUGUGGAAGGAGGCUGGCCCCAGUUUGGAGUGGGAGCUGAAAUCUGUGCCAGGAUCAUGGAAGGACCUGCCUUUAACUACUUGGAUGCUCCAGCUGUCCGUGUCACCGGUGCUGAUGUCCCCAUGCCUUACGCAAAGAUCUUAGAGGAUAACAGCAUACCUCAAGUGAAGGAUAUAGUAUUUGCAGUGAAAAAAGCUUUGAAUAUAUAAAUUGUAAAUAGAAGUUUUAAAAUCCUGCUCUACAAGGCAUUCUUGGUGUUGGGCACGUUGUAUGCAUAAUUUCUGUUGUAUAAGCUCCAUGAUCUUUUGUACAGUGGGGAAAGUAUAGUGACCUCCCAAAAUAUUUAUAUGGGGUUACCCCCCAAGCCACACUUCCUGUAUGCAACAAUGUGGUAAUGCUUGUUUGUUCAACAGUACAGCCGGGUUAGUGCAACUGUUUGUGGAGAAACCCUUUUCUAAAUUCAGAGAGAAGGAAAAAUCCUCUGGUUUUGCUUGCCUUGUAAGUACCAGAGGAGCUGUGUUGAAGCUGCUGCAGCAGUGAUUGAGUACAGAGCUGCAGAGAGCAAGAGCAGGCCUUGAAUGCUGUACAGCUGCAGGAGCCUGUGGCUGCAAGGCUCCUUAAAGAGGAAUGAUCAGGCUGAUCACUGGAGCCCAGCCUGUCAGUGCAGCAGUUCACUGCAGCUCUGAGCAGAGGCUGUGGCAGCCCAGGGGCUGGGUUAAGAGAUGGUGGCUGUGUCUGGUUUGAAGAGCACUCUGCACAUGCAGAAAGGCUUCUGUACAAGAGCUGAAAUAAAGAUCCUGAACCUUU